GAAGUGUAAACAGCGUUUGUAGAUUUUUCGCUCUAGUUCGAUUGUGAUGUGUCGUGUCAGAGGUCUGUAAAAAUUCGUGAAAAUUGUUGAUUCCAUUCCAGAAAACCGAUCGCAAUGGAACCGAGUGUGGACGAUCUGCUGUCCUUCAAGGAGUUUCCCCUGAUACAGGAGGGAAACUCCAACAGCGCCCAGCUAAAUAUCGAUUCACCGAAAAAGGUGUCCCCCAGCCGUGAGACCGACAGUACAUCAGAAGAAACUGAUACUCCCAAAAGCUCAUCGUUCUUUACGUUCGAGUACUACCAGAAGUUUUUCGAUGUCGAUACUAUGAUGGUAGUGGAUCGAAUAGCCACGUCAAUCAUUCCGAAGCGGGCACCGACGGAUUACCUGAAGCUCAACAUCGGUACCAAUCCGGAUCUGUACGGGCCCGUGUGGAUCGUCAUCACUUUGAUUUUCUCGAUUGCCAUCUCGGGAAACAUGGCCAGCUACUUGCAGAAUGCUGGAAACCACCAAUGGCGGUAUGAUUUUCACUUGGUCUCAGUCUCGGCAACGGUUAUAAUACUGUACACUUGUCUGGUGCCGUUUGGUCUGUGGGCUCUGCUCAAGUGGAGCAUUCGACCGGAUGAGAUGGAUUUGGAAGAGCAAUUACCCUACACUCCGUCACUUUUGUCCCUAAUUUGCGUUUACGGGUACUCUAUGGCCAUCUACAUCCCUGUUUCGGUACUGUGGACCAUUCAGGUUCCCCUCUUUCAAUGGCUUCUGGUUGCCACUGGAACAUUCCUGUCCGGUUUCGCUUUGGUUUGGAUUCUGAUGCCAGCGAUCAAAACGUCCAAAUAUUCCCUCUUCAUUACGCCCAUUAUUGGGUUGAUUCAUUUCAUUCUGGCUACCGGAUUUAUGCUGGCCUAUUUCCGUCCAGCGGACACGCAUGAAAGUGUGGCAACAGCCAAGCUGGUGGAACAGGUGAAGGCUACGGUUGCUGCCGUCGUUGCCCACAAGAAUGCUACCCAAUAGAAUGUGAAAGGUGUGGUUAAAUUUGUUUCUAAGUCAUUUACAAAUAGAAUAAAUCUAUGCUUAAUCAAUAGCUAAAUUCGAUCAAUCGA
This is a messenger RNA of Aedes albopictus (Asian tiger mosquito), 1097 nucleotides long. RefSeq names its product protein YIPF1. The record is from RefSeq and is a predicted model, not a curated record. Gene Ontology annotation, biological process: vesicle-mediated transport. Gene Ontology annotation, cellular component: Golgi apparatus; membrane. The transcript is spliced from 5 exons. NCBI's taxonomy places the organism in Eukaryota, Metazoa, Arthropoda, Insecta, Diptera, Culicidae. The coding region runs from base 115 to 1008 and encodes 297 amino acids. Gene Ontology annotation, molecular function: small GTPase binding.